AUGCCGUCCGUAAAGAACCCAAACGGUCCCUCCAAGAACCGCCUGGCCAAUCGGGCCCUAGGCUCCAAGAUGGCCCGCCGCAAGAAGUCUGAGGCGAACCGGAACAAGAUUGCAAAGACGGACACCAUGCGCGGCGCAAGGCCCGGCCUGAUGCCCACCAGCGGUCCCAACGCUCCCAUGAGCAAGAAGAAGGCCAAGAAGAUGGAGAAGAAAAUUGCCAAUGCUCUGAGGAGGAAGAUGGAGGCUGAGGGGGAAGUUGUCAUGAAGGAUGUCGAAGAGGCUACCGAGGACAAACCUGAGGAAGGCGACAUGGAGACGGAGAAGAUUGAAUAG
Messenger RNA from Colletotrichum orchidophilum, 333 nucleotides. RefSeq lists its product as uncharacterized. Lineage: Eukaryota; Fungi; Ascomycota; Sordariomycetes; Glomerellales; Glomerellaceae. The record is from RefSeq and is a predicted model, not a curated record. The coding region runs from base 1 to 333 and encodes 110 amino acids. The transcript has 2 exons.